This is a messenger RNA of Plodia interpunctella (Indianmeal moth), 6655 nucleotides long. RefSeq names its product lysine-specific demethylase 3A-B-like (gene Kdm3). Gene Ontology annotation, biological process: regulation of transcription by RNA polymerase II. The transcript is spliced from 17 exons. Gene Ontology annotation, molecular function: histone H3K9 demethylase activity; transcription coregulator activity; chromatin DNA binding. Gene Ontology annotation, cellular component: histone deacetylase complex; chromatin. Lineage: Eukaryota; Metazoa; Arthropoda; Insecta; Lepidoptera; Pyralidae. The record is from RefSeq and is a predicted model, not a curated record. The coding region runs from base 108 to 6020 and encodes 1970 amino acids.
GUAGUUUCCUUUCGCUCAACAGCGAGUGUGACGUGUAUUGCGUUUGAGCGCAGUUUCUUGACGUUUGUGUAGUUUUUAAAGUGAAUAAUGUGAUUGUGUAGUUCGUUAUGGCCUAUAAAUACCGUGAAGAUUUGGUUGGCAAACGAUUUCUCUCUGUGAGUGGUGUUACGAAAAUUAACGUGAAUAAAGUUUCCGAAUGGGGAUGGAAAGCUGGUGUUAUCAGGGCAGCUUCGCUCAAAGAUAACAAGAAUAAGGAGCUUCAGGUUUUAGUGGAAUAUGAUGGUGUUGACUGGCAACGUCGUGAGUGGGUAGCAGUGUAUUCGCGUAGGACGUUUCGAUUGUUUUUGGUGGAAAGAACUCUAGUUUGGGCUCCUAGAACCCACGAUGGAAAAGAAGUAAAAUGGCCCGCCUUGACGUUUUCUCCGCUGGCGGCUGACCUGACCCUGCAGCCGCAAGCGCAGCCCGUCGAGUUCCUUCACGACAAGCAGCUGGCCUUCUUGGACUACGCUAACCUCCAGCCCUACCAGGACUGGGACGCCCGGCUUGCUGGUUCAGAAGUGGGAUUGGACGCGGCGACUUUGUCCGCUCUGUCCACGGAAGCCGGGGAGUGGCGGACCAUCCAGGAUGGGCAGAGGAUCCUGACGACCACGCCGUCGGUGCUGGGCGGCUGCAGGGCCCAGGUGUAUCGCGCGGCUGGGGCCACGCAGUGGUACACGGCCGUCAUAGUCGGUGUCAAUGAGCAUACUGGUGAACUGACAGUGACGGAUGACACAGUUUUAGAAGAGCACAGUGAGGAUCCAUCUCUUGUGCAGAUGAGACUUCUAGGAGAUGGAGUAAUCGAAUCCAUAAUGAGAGGAGAAGUGGUGGGCGUGAUGCCGCGUCGCUCCCGCUCCAACCUGCAAAGGGUCGAGCGAGAGAACACGAAGAGUCCAGCGAGCACAGGAGGCAGGAAGAAAGCAUCCGUGAGGAGCAACGGGCAGAUUACUUCCUCGGAACCACCAUCGCAACCACAAGGCUCACCCCCCGUUCGUGAAUCCGGCGAGAUUAACAAAAAAGGUGCGGCUGUAAAUGUGAGUGCGAUUGGUGAUGUCGAAGUCAGUGACGAAAACAAGUGUGUAAAACAGGAGGAAGUGAAGCCAGAAGUGUGUGCCAGUGAAGGUGAAGUGCGCAGUGAAGUGAGUGCAGGCGCGGAUGGUGUUGCCAGCGCCGUGGCCUCCGAGGAGGACGACUGUGUGAUAGUGUGCGCGCGCGAUGCGGACGAGAGGUCCGAUUCUGGAGUGAGCGGUGUCCGCUCAGGCGGAUCGGCCAGUUCGGUGGAGGAGCGCGAGUGGCGCGGAAUGGCGCACGGCUAUGGCGGCGGUCCACCCCCGCCCCUGCUGCACCUGCCCCCGCCGCCGCCCUCGCUGUAUGCCAACGAGCUGCUGUGGAAGCAGCGGUACCAGCCGCCGCUGCAUGCCCCCCUGCAUCACACCAUCGCCGAUGACUACCUGGCGGCGACCUACGAUAGAGAGAGACAUGAAAGACUGCUACGAGAACGAAGGGAACAGGAACAACGCGAUAUAUUGGAGAAACAGCAAAAAGAGAGAAAGGAGAGAGAACGGAUAGAGCAAGAGCGAGAGAGGGAGAGGGAAAAGCAGGAGAGGGAAGAGAAGGAGAGGCGAGAACAGGAGAAUGCUGCGUCCAAACUAGUGUCGAGGCAUUUCGAAGAGUCGUUUAGGCUUGCCAACCAAAAGAGGGAGAGGAGUUUAUCAUGGUCCCUGCUGAAUAGCAUACCUCCUAGUCGAGGCGCGGGCCCGGAGCACGAGCGGUUAAGAGCUCCUCCAUCGGAACGCGCGUACUACUCUCCCCCCGGGCACCCCUCUGCGCACCCCUCACACCCCUCACCACGCGCGCCCGCACCCUCGUCCGCAGACUACUGCCCUCCUCAUGCGCGGCUAUCUAUCUCUUCCAAAUCUGAAAAACCAGCCUCCCAUCCUUCUCUGCCUAAGGGCGAACCCAAUUUCGCACCUUACAGCGGAUAUUCUUAUAGGUAUGAUAAACUGAAAGACAGUCAGCACUUGCCGGCUCCCCCGCCGCUGGUGACCGAAAAGAAUUCUGUGAUAGUCAAACACGACGCCAAACAGAUCCACCUGGAGCAAAAGCAUCCUUAUCCUAGCAAGCCCAGGAGCGAACCUUCCCCUCAUUACCUUCCCUCGCGGCCGUACCGGACCGGGCUGUCGCCGCACGCGCCGCCGCAUCCGCACCCCGCGCUGCAGACCUCGCCGCACGCCGCCCUGCCCGCGCAGGACAAGAACAACCGGCGGCUCUACCAGCCGCCGCCGCAGCGCUCGCCUGCCUACUACCAGGCGGCGCCGCAGGCCAAACCCAAGGUGUCCAGCCCGGCGCCUCAACAAUUCUACGGGAAACCGAACAAUUCUCCUAGUCCCGCGCACUACGCGGUCGCCGUCGAACCCCAGCUGCAAAUGCCAAAGACGGAGCCUCCGCCGGUGCCAUACCCACCGCCGUCCGCGUACUCCCCGGCGCCGCGCACGCGGCCGCCGCCCGUGGCACAUUGCCGCACGCCGGAGCCGCGGCCGCCGCCGCGCGCGCAUGGCGACGCCGGUUCGUCGUCCCCGUGCCAGACACAGCCGCUGGACCUGGGCGUGACGCGCGACGACCCCGAGCGCCUGUCCCCGCGCCGGAGGUAUCCCUUCGAGCCGGCCGACGCGGACGCCAAGCGGCGGCGGCUAGAGGAGCUGCCUGCGCCGGAGCCACUCAUCGCCGCGGCUGCCAGCGUGGGCCGGACGCCCCACGGCUCCGAGCCCGCUCCGCAGGCGCCAGGCCCGCCCUGCGACGUGCGGGUGCCGUCUGCGGACGGCAGCGUGGAGACACCUGAACGUGCGGCUGGUGCGUCGCCCGCGCCGCAGCUGACGCCUGCCGCCAGCCCCGCGCCCGCGACGCCUGUGCCCGCGUUAGCACCCUCCCCGUCCGCCGCUCCGCCCGCGGCGCCCACACCGCCCGCGCCGCCGGCCACUCCGCCAGUCACACCCCUCGCCGACGGAGAGACUCAAGCUAAAUCGACUCCGCCCAGAGAUGGAUCGGCGCCUGUCAGACAUCUAGGCAAAAAAGCGUGGUUGCAACGACAUGAGACUGCGCCCAUCGGCGAAGGAGAUUGCUCCGGUGGUGGUGGAACUUGUAUAACUCUUCCUAUGACUAUAACACGGGUGUCUGAACCGGACGAUUCGAGCUCAAACAUUGUCGUUCCAGUAGCGGCCAAGUCCAUUCAGCGCGGUGCCCGUAAAACGUCGAAACCGAGAAAACCUAAAGAAAUGAAUGGACGGGUCGAGGAUGCUGAAGAGGACAGCUCUAGUUCAGACCGGGAAACCGCCGCGCCUCCGAAGCGGAAACCUCCCAAAGCGAAGAGAAAAAAGGGAAUCGUCGCGCGAAAAGCUGGCGACGAGCCAAAGAAGAAGAAAGCGUCCGAGAGUGGUAGUGAAAGUGAUAAAGAAAGUGACGACAAAGACUCUGAUUCAGGAGGCAGUGGAAGUGGAAGUGGGAGCACAUCAAGUAAACGCGGGACCGGUGGUCGACCCAGAGGGCGGCGGUCGCGCGGAGGCGGCGGCGGCCGCGGCGGCAGGCGGAAAGAGGACCCUCCGCGACGAGCGCCGGCCAGCGCGCCCGCGCGGCCCAGCAACGAGUCGUUCCUGCAGAACGGGCCGUGCUUCGAGGUGGCGCCGCGGCUGGCCAAGUGUCGCGAGUGCCGUUGGUCGCCAGCGCAGCGCGACAAGGACAUGCCCAACAUUUUCUGCCGUUUCUACGCUUUCCGAAGACUGAAGUAUGCCAAGAAUAGGCAAUUAGCUAUAGCCGGGUUCUCCGACCCAUACAAGGACGCUGAUGAGGAGGAUAAAAAAUUAUGGCUAUCAUCAUCCGUCGGUGCGGCGGAGUUAGAUAUAGAAAUGAGUUGCUUCCUACUGAGGGAGAUUGGAGACCAGUUCUGUGAACUGUUACAACAAGAGAAAGACGCGGAGUCACACCAUUUGAAUGACGAUAAGACGAUAGCGUGGAAACGUGUCGUUCAGGGCGUGCGCGAGAUCUGUGAUGUCUGCGAGACUACUCUGUUCAACUUCCAUUGGACGUGCGGCAAGUGCGGCUUCGUAGUUUGUCUCGACUGCUAUAAGUCGCGGACGUCCGGUGAAUCGGCCAAUGCUACGAGCGAGACGAAUAACACCAACAACGCUACAGCCAAUGGCGAGAGAGACUCCUUUGGUUGGCUGACGUGCACGGCGGGCGGCGCGCACCCGGCGCGACGCCUGCUGCUGACGCAGAUCGCGGCGGGCGGCGCGCUGGCCGCCGCGGCCGAGCGUGCGCACGCCGCGCGCGGCGCGUGGUCGCUUGCCGCCUGCAAGUGUGGCCACAGCCCUACGCCCGACCCCGCGCUCAAAGCCCGCGCCAGGGAUCUGCUGCAGAAAGUGCUGCAGAAGAACAUCAAGAAAGAGGAUGUCAAAGAAGAAAAUGUUUCCACCAAUGGGUCAUCUCCCGUGAAAUCUGAGAACGGCAAGACUGCUAGUUCGGUGGUUAGCUGGCUCACAGACGUCCCGAUGAAGACUGAAACUAAAGAAGAUAAAUCUGACUCCAGCUCCUCUGAUUCAGAAGAAGGCGGAUCAUUCUCUACUUUAAGGGAAUUGUUGAUAAGACCGGCUCCAGAAGGAGGCGAGACGCAACCUAAGAAGAAGCAAAAGAAGAGCAGGAAUGACUUUUUGAGUGACGUCAUCUCGAGCGUCGUUGAUGAGAAGAAAGAUGAGGACGGAGAAGUGAAACCGUUUGCCUUGUCCAACGUCAUGAAGCGGUAUGAUAGAAGUGGGCGAGAUGACUUGCCUGUGAGGAUCAUGACGCUGACUGAAUCCAAGCUGUUGUAUCCCGACGUGCCUCACGCCUGGCUGUGUGACGGCAAGCUGUUACAUCUCACUGAUCCCGUUCAUCCUGGAAAUUAUAAACCAUUCCAGGACCAGUGGAAACGCGGUCAACCAGUUCUAGUCUCCGACGUUUCAAGUAUCUUAGAUAAAGACCUCUGGAGCCCCGAGAGCUUCUCGCGAGACUUCGGCGACACGAGAGUGGACUUGGUGAACUGCGCGUCCGGGCUCGUGGUGCCCAACCAGCCCGCGCGCAAGUUCUGGGACGGCUUCCAGCUGGCGGCGCAGCGUCUGCGCGACGAGCGCGGCGCGCCCAUGGUGCUCAAGCUCAAGGACUGGCCGCCCGGCGAGGACUUCGCCGAGCUGAUGCCCGCGCGCUUCGAGGAUCUCAUGCGCGCGCUGCCGCUCGGCGAGUACACGUCCCGCAACGGGAAGCUCAACCUGGCCGCGCGGCUGCCCGAAUGCUUCGUCCGGCCGGACCUCGGCCCCAAAAUGUACACCGCGUACGGCGGCGCCGGCGGGACCACCAACCUGCACCUGGACGUGAGCGACGCCGUCAACGUGAUGGUGCACGCCAGCGCGCCCAGCGACGCGCCCGAGCGCGCGCGCGAGGCUGCGCGCGCGGCCGAGGAUGCGGGCGUGGACGUGCUGUCGCGGCGGCGCGCGCGCCUGCGUCCGCCCGCCGCGCUGUGGCACAUCUACGCGGCGCGCGACGCCGACAAGAUCCGCGACCUGCUGGUGCGCGCGGAGCUGGAGCGCGGCGCGCGCCCGCGCGCGCAGCACGACCCCGUGCACGACCAGACCUGGUACCUGGACGCGGCGCUGCGCGAGCGCCUGUACCGCGAGUACGGCGUGGAGGGCUACGCCAUCCUGCAGUGCCCGGGCGACGCCGUGUUCGUGCCCGCGGGCGCGCCGCAUCAGGUCCGCAACCUGCUGGACUGCAUCAAGGUGGCGGAGGACUUCGUGUCGCCGGAGAACGUGUCGCGCUGCUUCGAGCUGGCGCAGCAGUUCCGGCGGCUGUCGCGCCAGCACUCCAACAAGGAGGACAAGCUGCAGAUCAAGAACAUCGUGUACCACGCGGUGAAGGACUCUCUCUGCUGUCUCGAGGAAGCGCUCGCCGAGGCCGAGUAGAGCCCCCGCCCGCCUCCCGCAUUUGAUCUCAACCUCGACGUAACAUUAUUCGCUAAGUUUCGCAUUUAACGUAAGAUUGGGAGCGAGUGUGAUACGCGCUGUGCGCCGUUUCGUGUAUAAGAUGCCAUUUUUAAGCGUCCGAGUGGAUUGUGUACCAGUUAUGUGUGUAAAUGUACUCGAAAUGUGAUUUAGUCCGAUAAUCGCGAUCGGAGUAUGUGCAAUGUAAAUUAGUCUGAUUAUGGUGAUAUCGUUGAGAUGUGGAUAUGUUUUAUGUUCCUUAAUUGAUACAAAUAAACUCUUCUGGUUAUUUACAGCUUAAAGUAGUUAUAGUGAUAUGUAUGUAUUGUGUAAAUUUUUAAUUCGAAUUCCAUCGAGUAUAUAUUAAGAAGUGUAUACCUUUAAGUUAUUGUAUUGAGUAAAUCGUAUUCGCUCGAAGCAUUGUACAUUAAACACAGCGUGUAGAUAAGUUUUCCUAUAUUAGAUUUCUCAAUUUGGUUAGUAUGUUACAAAUGAUAGUUAAAAUAUGUGACAAUUUCAUUUUGUCCUUAUCGCUGUAUUAGAUGAAAGCAAGUUUUUUUUGUACUGUGUAUAUUAUGUAUGGUUAUAAGUUGGAAUAAAAAAAGAUGUUUAUAUUA